GAGAGAGCGAGAGAGUUGGGCACAUAUUUAUGCUACCCUAUAUAACCUACUCCAUACUCCGUACCUUGGUUCAUGAAUGACUAAGAAUACGUUACGGGAAGCGGUGAGUUGGGGCAAAAUAUGGGAUCGUCAAUUCGUACGGAGUACAGAGUACUGUUGAUCCCUUCAGUUCUCACUCUAGAGCCUCUUUAAUCACAGGUAUCAACCUUGCGCCACUGCGGUGUCCAGGAGGAGAUUCCUGACAGAAAACGCUGUCUAUCCUUCUCUCUCUUAACCUUCUUGCUCCACUCAGCGCACUUGAGGCUCUUAGCUGUCCUGAUUCAACUUUCGACACGACCACAGUUAAUCUGGACGACCUCAAGAAAAAUUCCUUGGAGAUGGCUAUUGAAGAGAACAUGCUCAAAGUUUAUCCCCAAGACAAGGUACUCCGAGUUUUCGUUAAACCUAUCGUGGAAUACCCUAUCUCAGUUACAGUGUUGUAUCUCACUGUUGGCUUUGGAUGGAUACACAGGUGCGCCAUGACACGUUGUGAUAAUGUCUGUGUGCGUGGAUCUAUCAUCGGAAUGGCAGCCACCGUACUUUGGAUGAUUUUCGUUGCGGUUUAUACUUCACAUCUGAAAUCUAAGUAUCGAAGGAUGUUGGAGGAGCAGGCUACAGCUGAUGCGAAGUCGCAAGCUAAGGCCAAGGUGGAGUCGCAGUCUAAGACAAAGGAGACGUUCCGGGAGUUGCAGGGGUUGCGGAGGUCGCAGAAGUUGGAGGCUACAGUCGAUGCCGAUAAAUAGAUGGACAGUUGGCCAGAGGGAGAGGAGGGAAGAUGGGGUGUGAUCGGGGGUUGACUCUAUCUAUACUCCUCGAGAGGUAUCAUCGCUUAGCUGUUUGUCAGACAUGCAGAGCAUUGACAAACCAAAAUGGAACUAAUAUCGUAUGAUUGCUGUGGGAAAGUCAGAGAUGUCCCUGAUAUCCUUUGAUAAUCUCUUUCUAUUCUUUUCUACAUCAACUGUGAUAUACCAUCAUUGCUUCUCCCGGGCUUUUCGUAUCAAUAAUCGAAAUGUGGC
Messenger RNA from Aspergillus glaucus CBS 516.65, 1055 nucleotides. RefSeq lists its product as uncharacterized. The transcript is spliced from 2 exons. The record is from RefSeq and is a predicted model, not a curated record. NCBI's taxonomy places the organism in Eukaryota, Fungi, Ascomycota, Eurotiomycetes, Eurotiales, Aspergillaceae. Bases 378 to 782 code for a protein of 134 amino acids.